CGCCCUGAGCGUCGCGUCCCCACCCUCGCCUGGAGCCAGACCACCUGGCGGAUAGCGCUCACGUCGCCGCCGCGGCAGCUUUCGCGGGCCGACCGGGACCGGAGCACCCAUGGGGCUGGGGCCGCGCUCCCCCCACAAGGCCGGGCGCCGUUUCAAGGCUGGUGGCAAACGGGGGCGCGGUGCCAAGGUGUUGGGGCGCCCCUCAGGCCGCGAGCGACAGCCCUGCCCGCCCCCGGACGGGCGCUCGCCGCCGGCUCUGGACGCGCACCCUCACUUGAGCCCCGAAGCGCUGGGGUACUUCCGCCGGGCGCUGUCGGCGCUGAAAGAGGCCCCGGAGGCCGGAGAAGAACGAGAGCUGAUGGUGCACAAUGUUUUGAAGGAAGUGGAGGCUCAGGCCCUCGCCUUGGCCACAAACAGGACUGGCAGUGAGAUGCUGCAGGAACUGUUGGGGUACAGCACCCUGAAACCUCUGUGUGGAGUAUUGGCUGCUCUGCGCCCCAGCUUGCGCUCUGUGGCCUGUCACCGCUGCGGGGUCCACGUAUUGCAGAGCGCUUUGCAGCAGCUGCCCCGAUUGUUGGGGAGCUGUGCAGAGGAGGAGGCAGAGGAGGAGGAGGAGGAGGUGCCUCCCUUGGAGACCCUGGAGGAGCUGGUGCUGGGACUAGCCUCUGAGGUGUGUGAUGAUUUCCUUUUCUACUGUGGAGACACACAUGGCAGCUUUGUGGUCAGAACUCUGCUGCAGGUGUUAGGAGGGACUCUUCUGGAGCCCGAGAGAGCCAGACACCGGGGCUCCCGGUCACCUGAAGCACAAAGAACUCCAGCUCGGGAAUGUAAACCAACUGAUUUUGAGGUUCCUGAAUCCUUCUUGAAUUGUCUUCAGGACCUGAGCUCCUGCUUUCUGAAGGACAUUGCUGUGUUUAUCACUGACAAGAUCUCCAGUUUCUGCUUUCAAGUGGCCUUACAGAUCUUACACCGCAAAGUGCCCCCGUUGUGUGCCCACCUCUGUAAUGCUGUGAUUGACUAUCUGAGUAACCGCAAUUCCUCAGCAGAUGGCAGCCCCCUACUGCUAUUUCUGCGGGAUCAGACGAGCUCCAGACUUCUGGAGCAGGUGCUGCUGGUGUUGGAGCCCCCGAGGCUCCAGAGCCUUUUUGAGGAUCACUUCCAAGGGCAGCUGCAGACCAUGGCUGCACAUCCUAUUGCCAACUUCCCUUUGCAGCGUUUACUAGAUGCUGUCACUACCCCUGAGCUCCUGUCCCCCGUAUUUGAGGAGCUGAGCCCUGCCCUGGAAGCUGUGCUGGCACAGGGUCACCCAGGGGUAGUCAUUGCCCUGGUGGGAGCCUGCCGCAGAGUUGGAACCCACCAAGCCCAGGUUCUGCAGCUGUUGUUAGAGGCAUUCCACUGUGCAGAGCCCUCUUCCCGGCAAGUGGCCUGUGUGCCUCUCUUUGCCACUUUGAUGGCUUAUGAGGUGUACUAUGGACUGGUGGAGGAAGAGGGGGCAGUGCCUGCGGACCACCAGGUUGAAAUGGGCACAGCCAGGGCCCUGGGAGAAGUGACAGUCCUCGGAUCUCUACUGCUCCAGCAUCUGCUGCACUUCUCCACUCCUGGCCUUAUACUUCGAAGUCUGGGUGCCUUGACGGGACCACAAGUUCUGACUCUGGCCCAAAGUCCUGCUGGUUCCCAUGUGCUUGAUGCCGUCCUGACCAGCCCUUCUGUGACGCGCAAGCAGCGCCGCCGUGUGCUUAAGACCCUAAAGGGACAGUAUGUGGCUCUGGCUUGCAGUCGCCAUGGCAGCCGUGUGUUAGAUGCCAUCUGGAAUGGAGCAGCCUUGGGGGCCCGGAAGGAAAUUGCUGCUGAGCUGGGAGAGCGGAACCAAGAGCUGAUAAAAGACCCUUUUGGCCACCAUGUGGCUCGAAAUGUGGCCCUGACUACCUUCCUGAAGCGUCGAGAAGCUUGGGAACAGCAACAGGGGGCAGUGGCAAAGCGGAGGCGGGUUUUGAACUCAAUUCUUGAAGACUGAGGCCUUGAGAUCUGGGACUGGGUGUUGAUGGGGGAGGAGGAAAGGGCAUAUUUAUCCUGUUCCCUUACUAAUUUAAAUCGAAGUCAUUGAAGUCAAAAGUUUUAUUGGUAAACAUUUUUAUAUUUGUA
Molecule: messenger RNA, 2142 nt
Organism: Myotis myotis
Lineage: Eukaryota; Metazoa; Chordata; Mammalia; Chiroptera; Vespertilionidae
Gene: NOP9
Product: NOP9 nucleolar protein
Exons: 10
Coding region: 110-2014 (634 amino acids)
Biological process (GO): endonucleolytic cleavage in ITS1 to separate SSU-rRNA from 5.8S rRNA and LSU-rRNA from tricistronic rRNA transcript (SSU-rRNA, 5.8S rRNA, LSU-rRNA); endonucleolytic cleavage in 5'-ETS of tricistronic rRNA transcript (SSU-rRNA, 5.8S rRNA, LSU-rRNA); ribosomal small subunit export from nucleus
Cellular component (GO): nucleolus; 90S preribosome; preribosome, small subunit precursor
Molecular function (GO): RNA binding
Source: RefSeq, a predicted model, not a curated record